CUGAUCACGAAAACAUCAAUCCCUCAAGAGAGUCCAGGCAAUCAUUAUCAUUCAGUGAGCAUAUUAAGGAAGAUGAGUAGACUCAGCAGAAUGAGUUUUGCUUCCAUAAAGUUGGACAGCCCUGCAGAUGACAUCUCAAUGAAUGAUGAUGACAGUAGUAUGAACAAUACAACAGGCAAUAUAUUUGAUAGAAACAUUGAUAUUGAUGACACUGAGGAUAUACCAGCCACCCAGCCUGUGGACCAGAGAGUGUUGAAAGAUGUGAAUGCUUAUGUUGAGGUGCGUUCAGUUGCGGAAAACCGUAGUAGAGCGAUCAUGAGAGAGUUAGAGUUACUGGGGGCCAACAUUAUGAAGAAGUUUUCAAAUGAAGUGACUCAUGUUGUAUUCAAAGAUGGCAAGAAAAGUACCAGAGACAAAGCUAUUAAGAAAGGAAUGCAUCUUGUGAAUGUGCUUUGGGUAGAUAGCUGCAAGCAAAACCAAGAGCAUGUAUCUGAGGGUUUAUUCCCAGUGAUUUUACCAAAUGAGAACAACUCACCUCUUAUCAUAGGAAAACUCAAGAAAUCAAAAUCGAUGCAGCCGAAAGAUUUUGAUGAGGAGGUCGCAAAUAGUGCAGAAAAAGUCCAGAAACGUGUGAGAAGAAGGAAUAACCUGGCCAAUAAGCGCAAAGGUGGACUGCUAGGCAAGAUUUUGGUGGAGGAAACGCAGCCUGAAACACCUGAUUCACCAGGAGGAUCAGGAAAGCGCUUUAUGUCCCCCAACAUCACCAUUCCUGAUACACCCCCAAGUAUGAGGGAGAAACUUGCACAAUUGAAGCUGGGAAAACUCUCAUAUGGAAGCACAGAUGACAUGUCAUUGGCUGAUACUCCUGAGGCUUCACCUUUGACCCCCAUACAGAGACGUCUCUUCAAUAACAGUUUAAAAAACAGCAGAGACAACACUCCUUUUAAGAAAUCCACUCCAACUGAUGCCCUCCCAGGAACUUCUGCUUCAAGUGCAUUAAACUUCCCUAUUCAAUUCUCUGAUAAUAGUGAAGAAAUAGGUGAAUUUAAGGAAUCUUUUAACACAACAGACAGUGAAAGCUCUCAAGAGAGAAUCGCUCAAAAAGUUGAUGAUAUUGUUAUGAACUUGGGUAGCUCACCCUUGUCAAAACCCGCUCCGGGUAAUUUGCUAGGAACAGAUCUUCAUAGCACUAGAUGGAGUUUAGCACAAGGAUCAAUCAAAUCUGAACAUCAGGAUCAUAAAGAUGAUGCUUCAGAUAGUGAUGAUACAGAUAUCUUAGAAGUGGAGGAGGAUAUUUUAGUGAGCCAUUAUACAAAAUCUCCAGAUAAAGGAAGUCCUAAGAAACUGAAAGCGAGCCCAUAUAAAAAAGCAAAAAGUCCAAGUAAACAAGAAACUCCAACCAAACCAGAGAAAAGUCCAGGCAAACAAGCCAAAAGCCCUAAGAAAGCUACAAAAAGUCCAGUUGGAAAAAGUCCAAAUAAAGAUCCCAAAGGUCCAAGUAAACAAUCAGUAAGCCCUAAACAAGCUACAAAAAGUCCCAAAAAGAAAACCCCACAAACUUUAAAGUCAGAACAAAAUCCUAAGUCUAGUCCUAAAAUGGUCAAACCAAGGAAACCAUCAGGCAAAAGGAAGUUGUUAUCUCUGAAAGAGCAUGAUGAACCAAGGCUUUCAUUUAUAGUAGAGCCAACCAUAUCAUCCAAUACACUUCAGACCAAAGAAAAAAUACACGAGCCAAAACAGAACAGAAAACCUGGACCAAAAUCUAAGACAAUCAUAGAAAAGAAAGUAGAAUCCAAUAAAGAACUUGAAACAGCCUCAGGACACAGCAAAGUUGAGGAAAACACAGGAGAAAAGACAUUGCACUCAUCUGUGAGUAAAACAAGGAGAAAAAGUGUGACAUUUGCAAAUGACUGUAAAACAACAAAAACACCAACCAAUAGGAGGAAAAGCAUUGCAACCACCAAUAGAACUAAAGAUGUUGAAUCGAAAGAGCCAUCAAUGAAUAGACUUAAUAGUAAAACAGAUAAUAAUAAAACAAAGGAACAGCCUAAGGCUGCUGUUGAACCUGAUGUGGCAACCCCAGUUGGUAGACCUAGAAAAAGGAAAAGUGUUGCUGUUGAUGAGAUAGUCCCUAAUAUGGAUAAAGACAUGACACCAAGUUCAAAGAGAACAAAAGUAUCAAAUUCAGAACCUAACAAAACAUCUCCCAUUGUGUCUGAUAAAAAGAAAGUUUCUGUUAAUCGUCGACGUAGUGGGCGGUUAGCUGGCCUUGUUCUCCCAAACAUUCACGAUGCACCUCUGGCCUCAAUCAAGGAAAACUCAACAGAGAAAACUGACCUAUUACUCUUAUCCCCAGUAAAAGAUGCAGUUGGAAAAGAGCCAUGUCCGAGUAAUAAUGGUUUCAUUGGUUUUGUAAAACCAAUUUCUCAGCCAUUCAGGUCCCUCAAACAGUUGGAUGUAUUAAAUGACUCAAGUGAUCUGUCUUUAGCAUAUUCUCCGAAAUCUAAGAAGCUGAAUAAGAAAAGUUCAGCUAUUCUUGCCAAAAACCCCCUGAAUAUAAGCACUGAUUCUGAACCAGAUUCUCCCCGCAAGCCUCAAAGAAUUCGUACAUCUAGGCCUUGUAUCACAAACUUACCAUACACAGGGUCACAAUCUCAUGUAACAGUUCUAACACGUCCUCGAAGAAGUACAGAUGAAUUCCGGCCUACUCAGUCAUACAGUGCCUCACAAAAUCAAAGAAAAUAUAAGUCGUCAAGUUCAGGAAGUGAAAGUGACGGUGAUGGGGGACGCCACAGAAGGAAAGUUGCGAUUGUUGGACCAUGUCCUGGUAACUUGGUAAUGACCAGUUUACAUUCUGAUGAACAAGGCAUUGUUACAUCAGUAGUGAAGAAACUUGGAGUGUUUCAUAUCACAGAUGCAGUGGGCCCUGGGACAUCUCAUGUUGUGUGUGGUGGGCCCAGAAGGACCUUAAAUGUACUGAAGGGGAUAGCAAGGGGCUGUUGGCUGGUAUCUAAGGAAUGGGUUCUGAAAUCUCUGGAGGCAGACAAAUGGCUAGAUGAAAAGGAAUUUGAAGUUACAGAAUACUUCCCUGUUGCCAAGACAAGGCGGGAGUUUAGAACAGAGAAACAGGAAAAAUUGCCAAGUCUGUUUAAUAAUCUGGAGACCAUUUAUGUAGCUGAGAAUUCUAGUCCUCCCAAAUCACACCUCACACAGCUUUUGCAACUAUGUGGUGCUGAGGUAACAAUGUGUUUACGCAAGGCUACCCUUUGUGUGGGAACCAUGACCAAGAAUACUGCAAUUACAGUCUCUGAACAAUGGGUGCUAGACUCCAUUACUCAGAAUUGUGUCCAGAACAUUGAGGAUUAUGUAAUAUCUCGACCUGAGCAAGUGCGGGAAGGAAGUCCUGAAUUCUGAACAAGUACAUUUUAAAAGAAAGCGCAGAAUUUUGAACAAUUGCAUGAAGGAAGUUCAGAAUUCAUACUAUCCUUAUAUGGACAAUGAGCAAUGCUUGGUCAGACUGCUGGACAUUAUCAGAUUAUAGAACAAUCCACAGAUUUCAGGGACAUUUUUCAAAUGCUCAAACAUUUCAGUAUUUUAAGCUUGUCAAAUAAUUAUUUUGAGGACUUAUCUACGAAAGAUCCAAAGAAGUAAAGGUAUUAUCGUGAACACAAUCUUAUUUAUAGUCUAUUAAUUAAAUACGUAUGUAGACAUGUAGUACUGUAAUUUAUUCAGUUAACUAAAUGACUCUGGCAUAAUACUUUACAUUUUGUAUUCAUUCUGAAUUUUAUCCAAUUUUUUCAGUGACUAGGCAUGCAAAACAACUUCAGAUUAAUCAUUAUUUACAAUUAUUUAUAAAUUUAUUUAUCUAUAGCUGUAUCAAUGCAUCUGUAUACAUUGUAAUGAGCCAUGAAAGCAAACCCAUGCACACUAAUGCCAUCUGGCUUGCAGUGCAAAUGAAAUGAUGUUUCAACGAAAGCUAUGCCUGAAUAUUGGAUUUACCGUCUCCUUUAAAAAUGAUCAAAACAUUAAAUCAAGAAAUAAUUAAUAAGCCUGGUCAUUUUGGCAGUAUUAUGAACCAUGUAUUUUAGUACAAAUUUCAUGAACAGGUAUGUUGAUUUCCCCUCUUUAAUUCAUGUACUUGGGCAUAUUAGACAAAAAUUUUCAAAUUACCUGGCAGUUAGUUUUCCCAGGGACAACUUCACUACCUGUCUAUUGGUACAUACUGACAAU
Owenia fusiformis is the source of this 4230-nucleotide messenger RNA. NCBI's taxonomy places the organism in Eukaryota, Metazoa, Annelida, Polychaeta, Sabellida, Oweniidae. The record is from the annotation of a GenBank genome assembly.